Molecule: messenger RNA, 4665 nt
Organism: Zonotrichia leucophrys gambelii
Lineage: Eukaryota; Metazoa; Chordata; Aves; Passeriformes; Passerellidae
Product: collagen alpha-1(I) chain-like
Exons: 7
Source: RefSeq, a predicted model, not a curated record
GGGGCCCCCCCCGGGCCCCCCGGGCCCCCGGGGGGCCCGGGGCCCCCGGGCCCCCGGCCCCCCGGGCCCCCCGCCCCGGGGCCCCGGGGGGGCCCCCGCCCGCCCCGCCCCCGGGGCCCCCCGGGGGGGCCCCCCGGGGGCCGGGGACCCGGGGGGCCCCCGGGGGGGCCCCCCCCCCGCGGGCCCCGGGGGCCCCGCCGCCCCGCCCCGCCCCCCCCCCCGCCCCCGCCGCCCGCCCCCCCCCCCCCAGCCCCCCCCCCGCCCCACGCCCCCCCGCGCGGCCCGCCGCCCCCCGGCGCCGCCAGCGCCCGCGCCGCCCCCGCGCGCCGGCCCCCCCCGCCGCCACGCCCCCGGCCCCGGGCGCGGCCAGCCCGCCCCCCCCGGCCCCCCGCCCCGCCCCCGCCCCCCUCCGCGCCCCGCCCCCGCCCGACGCGCCCGCCCCCGCCCCCCGGGGCCCCCGCGCGCCCCCCGCCCCGCCCCCCCGCCGGGCCGCCCAGCGCGCCGCCCCCGGCGCCGCCCGGGCCGCCGCCGCCCCCCGCCACGGCCCCCCCCCCCCCCCCCCCCCCCGCCCGCGCCCCCCCCCCCCCCCCCCCCCCCCCGGCCCCCCCCCGCCCCCCGCCCCCCCCCGCGCCCGCCGCCGCCCCCCACGCCGCGUCGCGGCCCGCCCCGCGGCGGCCCGGCGCCCCCGCCGCGCGCGCCGGCGGGGCCGCCCGGCCGCCGCGCGGGGCCGCGCGGGGCGACCCCGCGCCGGCCCCCGGCCCCGGCGGGGCCCCGCCGCCGCGCCGCGCGGGGCGCGCCGGGGGGGACGCGCGCCCCGCCCCGCCGCCCGGGGGCGCCCCCGGCCCCGAUCGCGCGCGAGGGGGCGGGGGCGCCCCCCCCGGGGCCCCGGGCCGCGACGCGACCGGGGGCGGCGCCGCGCGCGCCCGCGCCGCCGCGCCCCGGGGGCCCCCCCGCCGGCGCCCCGCGCGGCCGCCGGGGGGACCCGCGCCCGGCGGGGCCCCCCCCCGGGCCCCGCGCGGGGCCGGGCGCGCCGGGGCGCGGACGCGCCCGGGGCUGGCGGGGCCCGCGCGGGGCGCGCGCCGGGGGUCGCGCCGGAAAGCGGCCCCCGGCCCCCGCCCGGCGCGCGCCCCCCCGCCGAAACGGGCCCCCGCGGCCCCAGCGGGGCCCCAGGCCGGCCCCCGCCCGGGCCCCGCGCGCCCCCGGGGCCCCCCGCCGCCGCGACCCGUGCCCCGAGCCGGGGCGCGCGCGGGCGCCCCCCCGCCGGGGCCCGCGCCCCCGCGCGGGCCCGGCGCGCGGGCCCGCCCGGCGCGAGGCGCCGGCCCCCGCGCGGGGACCGCGGCCCCCAGGGGGGGCCCCGCGCCCGGGGCCCCGCGCCCCCCCGAAACGCGGGUUCGGCGCGCCGGGGCGGCCCCGCGCGCCCGCCCCGGGGCCGCGCGCCCCCGCGCGGGGGCCCACCCGGGGCGCCGCGGCGGCCCCGACGGCCCCCGCGGCGCCCGGGGCGCCGCGCCGGCGCGGCCCCGUAGGGGAGGCCCCCGCGCGCCGGCGCCGUCCCCCCGCCCCCCGCGGCCCCGACCCGGGGGCGCGCGGCCCCGGGGCGUCCCGCCCCGGCGGGGGCGCGCGCCCGCCGCCGAGACGCGACGAGCGCCGCGCCGCCCCCCGGGCCGGCGCCGCGCGCCCCGGCCGCCCCGACGCCCCGCGCGCGGGGCCCCGCCGCGCCCCGAAAGCGCGGCGACCGCGCCGCGCCCCCCGGCCCGCCCCCGCGGCCCCGCGCGCCGCGGCGCCCCGGGGGACGGCCCGGCGAGACCGCCCCCGGGGCCGGCGCGCGCGGGGGCGGCGCCGGCGCCCCGACCCCGCGCCCACGGGCCCGCGCCCGGCGCGGGCGCGGCCCGACCGGGGGGCGCCGGCCCCGGCGCCGCCGCGCGCCGCGCGCGGGGGCCGGGCCCCGCGGGGCGCCGCCCCGGCGGACGCGCCGGCGGUCGCCCCGCGGCCGCGCGCGCGCGCGGCCCCCUGCCGCCCCGGGCCCGCGCGCCCGCGCGACGCGGGGGCCCGCCGCGCGCCCCGCGCGCGGGGCGGGCCGCCGGCGCCCCCGGGGGGUUCCGGGGCCCCCGCGGGGGCGCCCCGGGCCCCCCGCGCCCCCCGCGCGCGGCCCCCGCCGCCCCGACGCCCCGAGGGGGCCCCGCGCGAGCCGCGGGGCGCGGGGCCCCGGGGCCCCCGACGGGCCCCGCGCCCCGCGCCGCCGGGGGCCCCCCGGGGCGCCCCCCCGGGCCCCCGACGGGGGGCCGGCCCCCGCGCGCCCGCGGGCCCCCGGGGGGCGCCGACGCGCGCGGCGGCCCCCCGGGGCGGCGCCGCGCGCCCGCCGGGCCGCGCGCGCGGGGGCCCGCGCCCCCGCGCGCCCGAAGCAACCCCGGGGCCCGCGGCGCGGCGCCGCGCGCGCGCCGGCCCCCCGCCCCCCGCCCGCGCGGACGUGGCCCGGCCCGGGGCGGGCGCCCCAAGCGCGCCCGCGGCCCGGGGCGGCGAGGCGCGCCGCGCGCGCGCGGCCCCCCGGGGGGGGCGGCGCGCCGGGGCGCCGCGCGGGGGGCCCCGCCCACCCCCCGCCCCGGCCCCGCGGCGCGUCGCGCGCCGGGCCCCCCGCCGGGGGCCGCCGCGCCCCGGCGCCGGGGCGCCGGCCCCCCGCCGGCGCGCCCCGCGCCCCGCGCGCCCCCGCGCCGCCCCGCGCCCCCGCCCCGCGCCGGCGCGGCCGCCGCCCCCCGGGGCGCGACGCCCCCGCCCGCGGCGCGCCCCCGCGCCCCCCGCGCCGCGCCCGCGCGGCCCGGGGGCGCCGGGGCGCGCCCGGGGCGCGGACCGCGCCCCGCGCCGCGCGCGGGGGCCGGCGCGCGCCGGCGGCGCGCCCGGCCCCGCGGCGCGCCGCGCGCGCCCGGCGGGGCGCGCCCCGUCGUCGGCGCCGCGCCCCGCCCCCGGGCCCCGCCGCGCGCGGGCGCGCCGCCGCCGCGGCCGCGCGCGCGCGCGCCCCGCGGGGCCGGGCCCCGCCCCCGCGACCGCGCCCGGGGGCGCCCGGGGCCCCCCGCCCCGCGGCGCCGCGCGCCCCCCACCGGGGCGCGGGCCCCGCCCACGCCGGGGGGGCGACGGCGCGCCCGCCGGGGCCGGGGCGCGGCGGCGCGCCCUCGCCCCGCCCCGGCCGGGGGGGGGCCGCGCCGGGGCCCGCCCCCGCGCGGGCCGCGCCGCGCGCCGGGGGCGGACCCCGCGCCGCGGGCCCGCGCGCGAGCGGACCCCGCGGCGGCCCGGGCCCCCGCGGGGGCCCCGCCCCCGGGCGCGCCCCCCGGGCGCCGGGGCGCGCCCGCCCCGGCCCCCGCCCAACCGCGCCCCCGGCCCCCCCGGGGCCCCCGCCCGGGGCCCCGCCGCGGCGCGGCGGGGCGCCCGACGGUCGCCGGGGCCCGCGCGCCCCGCCCCCAGGGCCCCGCGCGCGGGGGCCCCCGCGCCGGGGGCCCGGGCGCGCCGCCCCCCCGCGGGGCCCGUCGCCCCCGCCCCGCGGCGGGCGCGCCGCCGCGCGCGGCGACGCCGCGCCCGGCCGUCGCGCGGGGGCCGGCCCCCGGCCCAACUCGCACCGGAGCGGGGCGCGCCGCGCGCCCCGCCGCGCGCGCCCGGCGCGCCCGGCGCCCCGGCGCGGGCGCGCGCAGCUGCGGCGGCGCGCCCGCGGGCGCGCGACGCCCCCGCCCCGGGCGUCGGCGCCCCCCGGGGGCGCCGCGAAGCGCGCCGCGCGCGGCGCGGCCCCGGCCGCGCCCGCCCGCGCGCGCCCCCCCGCCGCGCGCCGCGCCGGGGCGCGGAAAAGCGGACGCGCCCCCCCCGCGGGGCCGCGCCGGGGCGCCCCCGACGCCGGGGCACGCGCGGCGCCCCGCGCGCCCGGCCCCGCCCCCCCGCCGGGGCGCGCCGCCGCCCCGACGCCCCGCGCCGCGAGGGCGCCGCCCCCGCCGCGCCCCGGGGGCCGGCCCCGCGCGCCCCCCCGCGCGCCGCGGCCGGCCGGCCCCCGCGGCCCCCGGGGCCCGGCGCGCGGCCGGGGCGCGCGCGGCCCCCCGCGCCCCGGGCGCGGGGGGCGCCCGACGGCGCGCGCGGCGCGCCCGCGCGCCCGCGCGGGCGCGCGCGGCCCCCGGCACGCGCGACCCCGCCGGGGGGGCCCCGCGCCCCCGCGCGCGCGCGCGGCGGGGGCGCGCCGCGGAAAGGCGCGCCGCGCCCCCGCGGGCGGCCCCGCCGCCCCCGCCCCCGCCCCCCGACGCGCGCGCGCGGCGCGCCCCCCGCCCGGCCCGGCCGGCGCCGACGCGGGGCGCGGGGGGCGCCGCGCCGGCGCGCCGCGCGCGCCGCCCCGCGCGCGGGGGCCCGCCCCGCCCCGCGGGGGCCCCCGGAAGGGGGCCCCCGGGGCGCGGCCGGGGCGCCCGCGCGCGCCGCGCCGCGCCCCCGCGCGGGAAGACCGGCGGGGGGGGGGGCCCCCGCGCGCCCCACGCGGGGGCCCCGCCGGGGCCCGAAGGCCCCCGGCGCCCCGCGCCGCCCGGGGGCGCGACCGCGCGCCGGGGCCCCCGUCCCCACGGGGGCGGGCCCCCGCGGGCCCCCGCCGGGCGCCCCCGCGGCCCACCCCCCGCCGCGCCGCGGCGCGCCCCGCCCCCCGCGCGCGGAGAC